GUUUUAUAAAUACAUUCUUAUAAUCCUCCUCUUCUUGUUGGAGUUUAAAACUGUGAUAUCUCAGAUAGUUACUUGUAGAGAACUGAAGCUAGCAAUUAUAAACUAUCAGCAUCUCGACUAAUGGCUUCAAAGAGAAUAAUCAAGGAGCUCAAAGAUUUGCAGAGAGAUCCACCUACUUCAUGCAGUGCAGGUCCAGUUGCAGAUGACAUGUUUCACUGGCAAGCAACCAUCAUCGGCCCUAAUGACAGCCCUUACUCCGGUGGCGUUUUCCUUGUAACCAUCUACUUCCCUCCCGAUUACCCUUUCAAGCCUCCUAAGGUUGCCUUCAGGACAAAGGUGUUUCAUCCAAACAUCAACAGCAACGGAAACAUCUGCUUGGACAUACUAAAGGAGCAGUGGAGUCCGGCUCUCACUAUUUCGAAGGUUCUUCUCUCCAUAUGCUCACUUCUGACGGAUCCGAACCCUGAUGACCCGCUUGUUCCUGAAAUUGCACACAUGUGCAAGACGGACAAACUGCGAUACGAUUCCACUGCAAGAAACUGGACUCAAAAAUAUGCGAUGAUGGGUUGAAAGUCGAGAAGCAUGUCAUGUUUAUUGAACUCCUUUCAACAGCAGCAGCCAACAAAGAAAUAAUGACUUUAUCCGGUCUAGCUUUAAAGCUUUUUAAAUUUGUUCUUAAAUUUUAUUUACCUAAUUGAAAGCAUCCUUCUAAUCAAUAUAUCCAUCUCCUAGUGAGAUAGUUUUCACUGGGAAAACCAAA
Papaver somniferum (opium poppy) is the source of this 760-nucleotide messenger RNA. RefSeq names its product ubiquitin-conjugating enzyme E2 28-like. Bases 121 to 570 code for a protein of 149 amino acids. The transcript is spliced from 2 exons. The record is from RefSeq and is a predicted model, not a curated record. Gene Ontology annotation, cellular component: nucleus. NCBI's taxonomy places the organism in Eukaryota, Viridiplantae, Streptophyta, Magnoliopsida, Ranunculales, Papaveraceae. Gene Ontology annotation, molecular function: ubiquitin conjugating enzyme activity. Gene Ontology annotation, biological process: protein polyubiquitination.